Neohortaea acidophila is the source of this 1287-nucleotide messenger RNA. RefSeq names its product emopamil binding protein. The transcript has a single exon. Gene Ontology annotation, cellular component: membrane; endoplasmic reticulum. Bases 434 to 1186 code for a protein of 250 amino acids. The record is from RefSeq and is a predicted model, not a curated record. Gene Ontology annotation, biological process: sterol metabolic process. NCBI's taxonomy places the organism in Eukaryota, Fungi, Ascomycota, Dothideomycetes, Mycosphaerellales, Teratosphaeriaceae. Gene Ontology annotation, molecular function: cholestenol delta-isomerase activity.
AUCAGAUCUCUUCUUUAUCCCCGGCCCGUCGCAUUCGUGUUCGGCCGACCUUACUGCAAGGGGGCGGACGCCGAAGCACCUGUCUGACUAAGUAGGCUAGUCUCUUUGCGGAAGGAGGUUGGAUGCGGUAAGCAAGAUGACACAACAUGAACUCCACUGGGCAGCCUCCGCAGCUUCGUAUACUUUACUCGAACAGGGUGGAUGCGGAAGCAGCAUAAUAAUAGUGGCUGUGACGGUGGCUUGCAACGACAUCGCAUUGAGUCGCGUCCAACAGCUUUGGCAUUAUUACCUCAGCUUUGGAAUCGCCUUCCUAGGCAUUCUUGCCUGCGCCGUCGUGACAUUUAAAGCGUCGCGUCCUCCCCAGCAUUGAAGCCCCGCAGCAUUAAAGCAGCAGCAGCCCGCUACCACGACAGCCACCACCACACCGGACAGCAUGGCCUCCCCCGCCCAGCCGAGUCUAUCCGAACUCAUCGACCAAACCACCAUCCUCUCCCUCCUCUCCACCGUCGCCUUCCUCGGUGCAGCAUACUACGGCUCCCUGCGCCUGCUCCCCGCCAACGCCGGCGCCAAAACGCGCAUCCUCUUCAUCUGGCACGCCUUCGACGCCCUCAUCCACACCAUCCUCGAAGGCGGCUUCCUCUACAACUGCUUCUUCAGCUACACCACGCCCUCGCUCUGGAAAGGCCAGCAGCUGCCCGGCGUCAUCCCCGGCGGUAGCACGUCGGCAUACCUCGCGCCCGAUGUGUACUUUCUAGGCCACAAAGACCGGUUGUAUGGCGCGCUGUACAGCACCAACCCCCUCGGGGCGCUCUGGAGGGUGUACGCGAAAGCCGACGCGCGAUGGGGCGGCUCCGAUCUGAACGUCAUCUCGCUCGAGCUCUUGACUGUCGGCCUUGGCGCUCCGCUCGCGGCGUGGGUUUGCUAUUGCCUCGUGAAGCAGCGGGCCGACCGAUGGUUCUGGAUGAUUGCCCUGGCCACUGGCGAGCUGUACGGCGGCUUCAUGACUUUUGCGCCCGAGUGGCUGAGCGGGAACUCGAAUUUGGACACCAGCAAUUGGAUGUACUUGUGGUUGUACCUGUUCUUCUUCAACAUGCUGUGGGUCGUCCUUCCCGGCUGGAUCAUGUAUGAGGGAUAUCAGCAGUUCAACCCUGCGGCGAAGCGCGGUGACCACAAGAAGCGCAAGUGAGACGGUGGAGGUGGGCAUUCGGUAGGGGGGAGUAAUUAAAAAGCGAGUUUGACGCUGGACGGUUCGGGUAUGGCGCUUGCUAUACAGGUAGCGAUGCAUUU